Gloeophyllum trabeum ATCC 11539 is the source of this 1487-nucleotide messenger RNA. RefSeq lists its product as uncharacterized. NCBI's taxonomy places the organism in Eukaryota, Fungi, Basidiomycota, Agaricomycetes, Gloeophyllales, Gloeophyllaceae. The transcript has a single exon. The record is from RefSeq and is a predicted model, not a curated record. The coding region runs from base 1 to 1161 and encodes 386 amino acids.
AUGACUGGCAUCUCACCGCACCUAGGCCAUUUGGUUCGGACCACCUCUACUGUGACUGCGAGACCGCCGCCCUCGCCGAUAGCGUUAGGCACGAUAUGGUCCUCUUGCUUCAAACGUACACUAAGCAACGACACGACUCGUCACAGUGACGCCCCGGCCAUUACGACUCCAGGAUGCCCGUCUUAUGCCGGGAAAGGGCUCAAUCUAAGGACGCUGGACCCGUCGCGACUUUCCUCCGCGGACUACAUUGACAUAAGUGGGAAACACAGUAUACUCACCAGGAUUUGGGCGAACCCCUUGCCACCGUUUGACAAAAAACAUUCAAUAGAGUACUUGGUCACACGCAGGCCAGAGGAUCCUCCUACAUUUCCCGCUGGUACGAGAGGGUUCUUAUACUGGUAUAAAGAAGCAGAUGCGCCUCCGUUAGCUGCUGACGUUCGUUUCCGUCUCGUCAAGUCACCACACGUCCGAGACUUCUCCAGUGGGGAUGACCUCCGUCAGCCAGACGGCAACGUCUGGAGGAUAUCAAUGUUCCGCAUUGCCCGCUACGAGCGCUACUCGACUCUACGAACACUGUUAUUAUCCGAAAGACUCAUUACUCAAGAUAUGUUAGACUUAGCCGCUCAGGCCUCCGGUUCGAAUGGUCGCAGGGUUGCGAGACCAAGAUCUUCCAGUCAGCUCGUCUGGAAAUUUGGUCAGCCUUUUCCGGUGCGCCUCAGGAAAGAUGCCAAGAUCGUGCUGUGGAUCGUGGGCAGGUCUGCGGUCCGUCGUUUUAGACUGCAACAUAUAGAUGUGCAGGAGCAAAUACAGGAUGUGGAUGAAGGUAGUCCUUUCAUGACAAAUCCCAGAGACACGCUCACCUAUUUUUCGUCAGGAAAAUGCUUUGUCCAAUUCGAACGCUCCGCCCUCCCUCCGCACGAGGGCACUCGUACCGUGGUCCUCCGAGUCGUCAAAACAUGCGAGUCGACUCUGUCAUCUGUCACAGUUCCUCAGCCGCAGGAGGGCGAGCUAGUUUAUACGCGGAACAGACAAAAAAUCCGGGUGCCUUGGUCGGUGAAUGUUGACGAAAUCAAGGGCAAGAACCAGCAGUAUCCUACCCGCAUGGCUUUGAAGUUACUCUUUGAGAACGAGCAAAUUCCCCCCACAGGAGUUGGCCCGUGAGCCAUCGAUCCCUCGCCCGAUGUAUACCAAUGACACGUUAGACCUGUGGCUUGUCUUACUUGCGUCUUCAUUGAAUCCACUCACUCUGCUCUCCACUCGUCGCUCCAUUAUCCCUGCUCCCCGAACUGCCAGGAUAUCCGUGGGAUUGCCCCUCUUUCUCCACCGCCUCCGUUAAUAGACAUCGGAAUCCACAUCAACUUCUGCCUACUGGCGUCCUCGGUUGUCUUCACGGUCCAUCAGUGUAGACAAGCUGUAUUCCUUCAAACACCGUAGAUCUGGAGCGAAUAACUGAUGUAGCGCGCAGGGUACCAUGUGUCAUAUGUCCG